AUGAGAACUGGAUAUACAGUAAAUAAUUUGAAGAAUGACCGUAAGAGAUUCACCGCCAUAUGCAGCGUGAAAGGUUGUUCAUGGAGGCUUCAUGCAACUGUCAUUGGUAGUUCUAUUGAUGUUUUUAAGAUAAAGGAAUACGUGGGGAGGCACACCUGCGGUGGUGGUUACAUGUUGAAGAAUCCAAAAGUUUCGAGAAAGCUUAUGAACAAUUUAAUUCAUGAGCGUUUCAGGCACAACCCUUUCAUAAAGCCAACAGAGAUUGUAGAUUAUGUUAAAGUUGGUGGCGGGAUCGACAUCAAGUAUCACCACGCAUAUCAUGCACUUGAGUUAUCGCAUCAACAAUUUUUUGGUAAUGUUGUCAAGUCUUACACUGAUCUUUCUUGGUGGGUUAAUGCAGUUAGGGAAACAAACCCAGGUCAUAUAUUGAUUUCGACUUCAAUUAUGCUACAAAGAGAUUCAAUAGACUUUUUAUUUGCUUUGGAGCUUGUAGAGGGCUAUAAAUUCUGUUGUCUGAUGAUUUUCUGUGAUUGUACAUUUCUUACUGGGACCUUUAGAGGAGGUCUCAUGGUGACAACAUGCCUUAACGACAAUCAAGGUUUUUAUCCCCUCGCAUAUGCAUUAGUUUCACCAAUUGGGAAUGGUUUUUCAAGAAUCUGA
Molecule: messenger RNA, 660 nt
Organism: Papaver somniferum (opium poppy)
Lineage: Eukaryota; Viridiplantae; Streptophyta; Magnoliopsida; Ranunculales; Papaveraceae
Exons: 2
Coding region: 1-660 (219 amino acids)
Source: RefSeq, a predicted model, not a curated record